AUCAUGGCGGCGCACAACUCCGAUUUCACCUUCCCUCCCAAACCAGGCAAUCCCGUGAGAAUGUCGACACAUACCUUGGGAACGAAGCUCAAGGCCGUCGUCACGCCGCCUGACCACCCGUCUGCGCAGACAUUCUCGCACCAAUGGAAGCGGCGAACCUGCUCUGCGUAUGUGAGCCUUUCGACCAACAGUUCGUGCCAGCAGAUAGUAACGUAAGAGACGUUCCUCAAUGGCGGUGAGAUUCCGCCUGUGGCGGAGCAGACACGGCAGCCGCGAGAGGGGAUCCUCCACGGAUGCCCUUGCGCCCGAAGCAGCGAUAGCAGGCCGCGAAACGGACCAGAAGCUUCGCGACGAGAAGUCCGCGUCCCGAGUGCGGUCGCUGCGGCUGUGGGGGCUGGUGCUGCUGGCGGGACUCACCAUCGGAGUGCUGUCAUGGCUGCUCGCCACCGUCGUCGUCGAGUUCGUCGACCUCCUCUACUCUCUCAACGAUAAGCUCCUCAACGUUCACGACACCCGGCGCGCUCCCUUUUCCCGCGUUUUCUUCGCGUCACUCUUCAUGGCGCUCAUCCAAGCCGCGCUGGUCGGCCUCGCGGCGAUCCUCACCGUCAACGUCGCGCCGCUCGCCAACGGCUCCGGCGUCCCCGAAAUAAAGGGAUUCCUUAACGGAAACAGCAUCCCGGGGUUCUUCGAGGUGCGCACGACGGUGGUCAAGUUCCUGGGCUUGAUUCUCGUGGUGGCGGGGGGCAUGCCCGUGGGCCGCGAGGGGCCCAUGGCGCACAUCGGCGCGGGGAUCGCCGUUGCGCUCGUGCACCUCCCGCUCAUCGGCCUCCACGCGCACCCGCGCAGCGACGCGCAAGGCAAGAAGCGCGCGAAUAAACCGCGCAGAGAAACGGGCGCACGCGGCGGAAAGCCUAGCAGCGGCGGCGGAGCGCCGGCGGUGGCGUGGCUGGAUCGCGACGAGCAGCGCGCGUUCGUGACGUACGGCGGCGCGGCGGGCGUGGCGGCGGCGUUCAAAGCGCCCAUCGGCGGCGUGCUGUUCAUGUUCGAGGAGGUGUCCACCUUCUGGUCCGCCGAAGCCACCUUCAAGUCGUUCGUCGCCGCCACCAUAAGCACCCUCGUUAUAGUCCUCCUCGUGGAGUCCAUGGCCGGUAUAGUCACUUACGAGGCCUUCCUCCUCUUCGUUCUAAACCCGGUAACCAUCUCAUGGACUGCCAAGGACGUGGGCCCCUUCCUCCUGCUGGGCGUGCUGGGCGGGCUGCUGAGCCGGCUGUACACGCUACUGUCGCUCAGGGUGCUGCGCGCGAGGCGGACCGAGACGUGGCGGCGGCGCAAGGCUGUGAAGAUUGUGGACGCGGCUGUGAGCGCGCUGCUGGUGUCGCUGCUCUUCCACCUCAUCCCCGCCCUCUCGCCCUGCAUCUCCCUCCCCAGUGACAGCGCCACCACGCCCGCUGCUCCCCCCCCUGCUCCCCCCUCGUAUGGCUCCAACGGCUCGUCUACUGCACACGUGGCCUUCUCUCCCUCGUGGCAUGCUGCUCAUUCAGCGACGUCAUCUGCCACGCUUGCAGAACAGAGAGCAUCAGCACCAUCAGCAGCACUAGUGCCGCAAUUUAAAGCAGCAAGUGCGUCAGCAACAGCAGGUGAUCCAGGGAGCGCAACAGCAGCAGCAGCAGGCACGGAGGCAGGGGCACACGGCGAGGGAGCAGAGGGGCACGUGGUUCUGGUGCAGUACGACUGCCCUGCAGGCGAGUACAACGAGCUGGCCACGCUCUUCCUGCGCGGCGAGGAGGGCGCAGUCAAGCACCUCAUGGGCGACAGCGACGCCGCGGGCGCCACCUCCCGGGUCUUCCCGGCAGCAGUGGUGGCCAUCUUCCUCCUCGCCUACUUCCUCCUCGCGUCGGCCAUCUCGGGCCUGGCGGUGCCCAGCGGGCAGUUCAUCCCCCAGCUGCUGUACGGGGCGGGCCUGGGCCGGCUGUACGGCAUGGCGCUGCACGCUGUGGGGCCGCAGCAGUUCGCCCAGCCCAGCAUCUAUGCGCACGUGGGCUCCGCUGCUUGCCUCGCGGGGUACACGCACCUUACCAUCUCCCUUGCCGUGAUGUUGAUGGAGGCAUCAGGAGACAUCAGCCUGCUUCUUCCCAUCCUCUGUGGCAUUGCAGUGGCCAAAGCAGUCGCCCAGUUCUUCGGCCGCAGCUACGACGAGGUGCUUCUCUCCAUCAAGAAGAUCCCCUUCCUGCAGGACAAGCCGCUCCCACGCCAUGCGGGGCUGCAGGCGCGCCACCUCAUGGACCGCCACACUGCACAGCUAAGGGAGAUGGAGACGCCCUCGCUCAUCCGCGCGGCGCUCAUGGGGUGUUUCUCCCCCGCGCUCAUGGUGGUGGAUGCGGACGGGGGGCUCAAAGGGGUGGUCAGCCGCGCAAGGCUGCUCGCUCUGCUGGCUGCGCAUAACCAGACCUGCGAUGCUGCUGCUGCUGCGGCUGCCGCUGGUGGUGUAGCUGGUGCCGGUGGUGAUGGUGGUGGUGCUCCUGCUGCGGCAGUCGGGACAGGCGCUGGUGCUAGUGAUGCUGCUGGUAAUGAUCGGCGUGGUGCUCCCAGUGAUGCUGGUGCUGGUGGUGCUGGUGGUAGUGGGGGAGAAAGGGUGCGGCUGGUGGGGCUGCAUUGGCGUGCUGCCAUGAAGCGACCUCCGUGGAAGAGGAGAGCGAGAGUGGGGAUAGACGAGGGGGGGGACGCGAGAAUGGAGGAGGGCAGGAGGACAGGUGAAGAAGAGGGAGAGAAUGAAAGACAAGGGGAAGGCGUAGAAGAAGAAGAGGAGGAGGAGGAAGAAGGGGAGAGCCACGAGUGGGAGACAGAGGCACAGCGGCGCGUGAGAAGAGAAAGAAGAAGAGGCCACCGGUACACAGAGGAACUUUCUCAGAAGAUUCUCUCGUGCCACGACGACAGUGAGACGGGCGAGGAGCGGUGCAUGCGCGACAUGGUGCGGCGCGAGGAGGAGGAGCGCCUGCUGGACCGCACGCUCAUGGCCAUGGAGACCAACGCCAGGCUCGCGGACCAGCAGUGGGCGGCAGAAGAUGCGCUCUGGGCGGCAGUUCCCUCGCUGCACAGCGCCCCUGCUGCUGCUGGCGCUGGUGGUGGUGGUGCUGCUGGCUCUGCUGCGUCGUCCACCCAUGGUGGUGGCAUGGGUGGGCGGGGUGCUCAUGCGUGCAGCACUGAUGCAUAUCGUGGGCAUGCACACCGAAUGGGGCAUGUGCGUGAAUAUGGGCACGGUCAAGCACAUGGGCUGGGUUAUUAUGGGUAUGGGUACGGGCGUGCAGGAGCCCCCGCAGACAGUGCAGAUGGCAGGAGCGGGCAGCCCCACAGCACAGGCAGUCACAGCCCUCUCCCCCCUCGGCCUCCUGCUUUUGGUGCCUUCUCGCCUGCGCCUGCUGGCGCUGCUGCUGACACUGCUGCUGCCUCUGGUGAUGCCUCAGGUGCUUGUGCCACAGAGGCGCAGGCGGUGGAAACCUUCCAGCAGCAGCAGCAGCAGCAGCAGCAGCAGCAGCAGCAGCAGCAGCAGCAGCAGCAGCAGCAGCAGCAGCAGCAGCAGCAGCAGCUGAAAGGAGAGCAGAGCCCUGAAAGGGCAGGAGGAGCGAGCACAGGGGUGGGCAUUGAGGAGGGAGGAGGGAAGGAAAACGAGGUGGAAGGAGGGGGUGAGGAGAGACAGGAUGAUGGGGAGAGGGUAGAAGGGGAAGAACGAGUUGGGAGGGAAGCUGAGAGGAGUAGUGGGGAAGUGAGUGGCAGAGGGGUUGCGAUGAGUGGCGAGGCUGAAGUGUUGUUGGAUCUGACGGAGAUCAUGGACCCGUACCCCUUCCAAGUGGCCCACUGCACGCCCAUCCUCCGUGUCUUCCCCCUCAUGCGCAAGCUGAACCUGACAUACAUCUGUGUGGUGGACAACACAGGCCAGCCGGCGGGUCUCAUAACACGAUCGAAUUUAAUCGAGGCCAAGCCAGUCCACGCCAGCGUCACCACGUGGGGCCACUUCGGCCUGCCCUCCUUCCGCCUCUCCCGCCGCUUCUCCUCCCGCACCUCCCUGGCCUCCCUCACCCCGGAGGCCGCCCAGGCCGCCCGCGACCGCGCGGCGCGCAUCCUAGAGGCACUGGACCCGGACGCCCUGGCCAUGGGGGACACGGUGCAGCAGCAGGCCGAGGCCACUGAGCGGGUGAAUCUGGCUUCUAUGCUGGCUGCUAUGGAGUCUGUGAGGCAGUUGUACCAGCACCCCAGCGCGCACACAGGGGAGGCGACUGAUCAGGACAUGCAGCAUGAGGAGAGGAGUGGGGAGGGAGAGGAGGGAGGGCGGGAAGGCGGGAGGGAGGGGGAGCGGAGGGAGGGGCAUGGGGCGAGGGAGGGGCAGAGGAGGAGGAGGGCAGGGAGGUUGGACCCGAGGGCGCGGUGGCAGAAGGCCGUGCGACUGGUGGUGGAGAGCCUCAGGGCGCAGGCCGCCGUGGCUGCUGUGAGCCGGGCCAACCGACCUUUGCUGCUGGCAGCUGAUGCUGGGGGAGGGGGAAGGGAGGCUGCUGGUGCUGCUGGUAGCAGAGGGAGGGGUGCUGAUGCUAGUGCUGGGAAGGGGAGGGAGGGGGGUGGAGGAGGGGGUUCAGGACGCAGGGUAGGGAAGGAUGUGAACGGACAAGGGACUGUUGGGCAGGAGAUGGCAGGAGAGGGGGGAGGAGGGCCGGUGAGGCAUGUGCACUGGGGGGGAGAGGAGGGCACGGGAGGGAGGUUGGGAGCAGAGGGUGGUGACUGGGAGACGGCAGGGGAGGAUGCUGCAGCGACUGACAUGCUGGUCCCCAGGGAGGAUGUAGGUGGGGGAGAGGAGUGCGAACAGCAGUACGGGCAGGGGGGGUGAGGUCAUGGAGAGCAGAGAUGGAAGACAUGCAUGGAGGGCAUGCCUCCCGGAGCGCGCACAGUAAGAGAGUGCGCAGGGCACGUGGAGGGAACACAACGCACACUUGCGUCUGAAUGAAGACAUGCCCGGGCGAUGAUUCCAUGACCACAGCUCAGCAGCAGCAGCAGCAGCAGCAGCAGUGACCACAGCACAGCAGCAGCAGCAGCAGCAGCAGCAGCGACCACAGCACAGCUCACACAAAGAUAUUUCGUGGCUACUACUGAACCAGACGAUGCAUUCACCUUGCAGUUUAU
This is a messenger RNA of Closterium sp. NIES-67, 5166 nucleotides long. The record is from the annotation of a GenBank genome assembly. NCBI's taxonomy places the organism in Eukaryota, Viridiplantae, Streptophyta, Zygnematophyceae, Desmidiales, Closteriaceae.